Messenger RNA from Entelurus aequoreus (snake pipefish), 1113 nucleotides. RefSeq names its product S100 calcium binding protein T (gene s100t). The coding region runs from base 372 to 794 and encodes 140 amino acids. Lineage: Eukaryota; Metazoa; Chordata; Actinopteri; Syngnathiformes; Syngnathidae. Gene Ontology annotation, molecular function: transition metal ion binding; calcium ion binding. The transcript is spliced from 2 exons. The record is from RefSeq and is a predicted model, not a curated record.
AUAAAAUCCAUUUUGAACUAUGAAUCGAUUUAGAAUUGUGAUGAAUAGGAUCGAUUUGUUGUUGUGCACCCUUCAUGUUAAUUCAGGGUGUGUGAAAACAGUUCUGCUCAUUUGUCCCAGGGGACAUCUUCUUUGUGUCCACUCAACAGGUGUCGGAUGCUUCCACAGGAGGAGGCGGGGAAGAGGGAGGGGGGGGGGAGGAAUUGGGUGCAGGUGGAAGCCGUAUUUAAGACGAGGGUCCUGAUCCUCGUCUUCAUCAGUCGUUCUCUUGGCACCUGAACCUCCAGCCUGUCCUCGCCCUCCGGUCAGGUAAGACGACGAUCGCUGGUCAAAAGUUUGGACGCCCCCUUUUUGCCUGUUUUUGAGUGAGAAUGUGUCCCAGGACCUUUGCAGUCCUGCAGGGAUCAUGUUGUCUGCUCCCAGGGGCUGGCGUUUUGCCUCACUCCGGUCUUUCUUCUCUGCCCAGAAUGUCUAUGCCCAACUCGGAGAACGCCUCCACCCUGGAGAACGCCAUGCAGCUCAUGAUCCAAACCUUCCACAAGUACUCGGGCAACGAGGGCGACAAAUACACGCUGAGCAGGGCCGAGCUCAAAGAGAUGCUGACUGCGGAGCUGGGCAACUACUUGGGGAACGCCCAAGACAAGGAGGCGGUGGACAAGGUCAUGGGCGACCUGGACUCCAACGGGGACGGCGAGGUGGACUUCACCGAGUUCAUCAUCCUGGUGGGCGCCCUCACCGUGGCGUGCAAUGACUUUUUCCUGGAAUACAACGACAAGCCCCCCGCCAAGAAGUGAGCACGGCGUUCCGUCUGCAGCGUUUGCACGUGGCGCAACACUCCGGGAAGGGCAACCAUGUGGGAGGAGAGCGAGAGAGGACCAGACGCGUGUCUUAGAUAAGUCGCUUUUGACUCCGUGUUGACGUUCGUCUGUCUUUGUUUUGUAGCACUUUCCAGCUGUGAGUCCUCCCUGGGAAGAAUAAAGUGGUCUUUGUUCAAGCGACGCCAGUCUUGACUGUCAUGUGUUGCAAUAAAAGCCCACCAGGUGGCAGUAAGUAGCCCUCAAUGAACCUCCUGGGAGUCCACAUCCUCUGCAGUGGACCUUUUUGUUUCGCAUA